GCACUCACUGAAUAUCAGUGAUAUUAGAAUGAUUUGGUUUCUAUUUGAUUGUGAGUUCGGUAUGUUUUCAUUUUCAGAACAACUCAGAAAGGACAAAGAAACACUUCAAACGAAACAUGAUCAACUCAAAGAAGAGAAGGAACAACUCAGAAAGGACAAAGAAACACUUCAAACGGAACAUGAUCAACUCAAAGAAGAGAAGGAACAACUCAGAAAGGACAAAGAAACACUUCAAACGGAACAUGAUCAACUCAAAGAAGAGAAGGAACAACUCAGAAAGGACAAAGAAACACUUCAAACGAAACAUGAUCAACUCAAAGAAGAGAAGGAACAACUCAGAAAGGACAAAGAAACACUUCAAACGAAACAUGAUCAACUCAAAGAAGAGAAGGAACAACUCAGAAAGGACAAAGAAACACUUCAAACGGAACAUGAUAAGCUGCAACAGGAAAUUGAUGACAGGAAAGCUCAGUUCGAGAAUGGCUGGCAGAAUUCACAUUUGUUCCCUGACUGGAGGAAGAAAUACUACCAAGCUGCAAAUGUGACUCUGGACCCAGACACAGCCCAUCCUGCCCUCAUCUUAUCUGAAGAAAGACAAGUUUCUAUGGGGGAGAAACCUCAAGAUCUUCCUAGGAACCAGAUGAGAUUUGAAUCCCUUCCCUGCGUGUUGGGCAAACAGUCCUUCAGCUCAGAGAGGCACUUCUGGGAGGUGAAGGUCAACAGCUGUACAGGUUGGGACCUGGGAAUCUGUCGGAGUAACGUGAUGAGGAAGGAGAGGACUUACAUAAAACCUGAGGAUGGUUUCUGGGCCAUUAGAAUGUAUAACCAUGAAUACUGGGCACUCACCUCGCCAGAGACUCAACUCACUCUAAAACAGCACCCUUGCACCAUCUGCAUUUUCUUAGACUACGAGGAUCAGCGUAUCUCCUUCUACAACAUGGAAGACAACAGCCACAUCUACACCUUUUCUCAAGGUGCUUUUUAUGGAUCCCUGAGACCUUUCUUCAGGCUUUGGUUCAAAGAUUCGGGACAUCUGUAUAUCUGUCCACUAUCUAAGGAGCCGGAAGCUUAAUGAUGACCCUAACUCUCCUCUCACUGUGGUUGUGCUUACAUAAUAUCCCCUAAAGAUUACUGAGGGCUGAAACAUUCGUCAUGGCAUGGAUGUACUACAGCACAUUGUUUUACUCAGUCUUUCCACUACUCUUCCAAUCAUUUAAUUUCCCUCAUAAAUUGUUAUCAAAUAUUACAUUGCAGUGUAACGCAAUUGUUGCUUAUGCUCUGAUUAAUACAAAUAUAUAAAUAAGAUAUAAAUCAAAACAUGCACGUAUUGUAAUCAAAUCCUUAUUACAGAGUUAUACAGGGAAAUGUGCACUGCCUAUCCCAGGUCAGGUUCUCCAAUAUUUUACAAUCCUAGCAAUAAAAUUGAUUAAAUCCUA
Cavia porcellus (domestic guinea pig) is the source of this 1436-nucleotide messenger RNA. Its product is annotated as butyrophilin subfamily 1 member A1-like. Gene Ontology annotation, cellular component: cytoplasm. The transcript has 22 exons. NCBI's taxonomy places the organism in Eukaryota, Metazoa, Chordata, Mammalia, Rodentia, Caviidae. Gene Ontology annotation, biological process: protein ubiquitination. The coding region runs from base 29 to 1072 and encodes 347 amino acids. The record is from RefSeq and is a predicted model, not a curated record. Gene Ontology annotation, molecular function: protein binding; ubiquitin protein ligase activity.